UGUGGGAAUGCGCCGUGUAUAUGCGCGAGUUCGACACCGCAGGUUAUGCCGCAGUUGUACUCUGCUACUUCGUCCACUGCGCCCUCGCCCGCAUUUGCGCCGACGUUGUGGCCCAGUGCUGCGGUCUUGUCGUCGCCGGUUGCGUAUCCGUCACCGUGGAUUGGGCCGUCUGGGUCGGUCUUGGCGAGUCCGGCAGUUACGGCGUAUGGGCAGUCACCGUGGAUGCCGCCCAGUGGGGCCAGUAUCGCGCUGGAGAGUCCGAUGGUAGCGGGAUUGGAUGGCCUCGGGAUGGAUUCCUUCGAACUCGGUCCACCGGCCUUCCCACCACCACUCGAUCCGCUGAGCGGUUCUGAUCCCC
This is a messenger RNA of Saitoella complicata NRRL Y-17804, 358 nucleotides long. RefSeq lists its product as uncharacterized. The coding region runs from base 21 to 353 and encodes 110 amino acids. The record is from RefSeq and is a predicted model, not a curated record. Lineage: Eukaryota; Fungi; Ascomycota; Saitoellomycetes; Saitoellales; Saitoellaceae. The transcript has a single exon.